AUGAUGGAUAGGUCUCCGUCAGAGUUGAGGUUGCUACCCGGUCCCACUGGAGUGAAAUACGAUGAUGCUUUAAUGACAUUAACUGUUCACUUGGUUGUGAUGGGGAUACGAGGGAAAACGUUUGCACGUGCUGCAAAUACGGAUGUACAUCUGAAAUACGACGAUCAAAGUUUCAGCAUUUUGCUGGAAGUAUUCAAAUUGAACAAAAAGGCGAAGCCACCAAUAAAGGAUGUAUUGGAUACCCGCUUUUACGAAAUGGAGAAGUGCCCAGGCAAAAUAACAAAAUGUGAAUAUAAAUUGAAGAAAAAUCAGUGCAUUUUAACACUUCACAAGGCUGCGCCUGCUUUAUGGGCUAAUAUUCUGUCACUGUGA
Anisakis simplex (herring worm) is the source of this 372-nucleotide messenger RNA. The record is from the annotation of a GenBank genome assembly. Lineage: Eukaryota; Metazoa; Nematoda; Chromadorea; Rhabditida; Anisakidae.